This is a messenger RNA of Exophiala spinifera, 1044 nucleotides long. RefSeq lists its product as uncharacterized. The coding region runs from base 1 to 1044 and encodes 347 amino acids. The record is from RefSeq and is a predicted model, not a curated record. Lineage: Eukaryota; Fungi; Ascomycota; Eurotiomycetes; Chaetothyriales; Herpotrichiellaceae. Gene Ontology annotation, molecular function: hydrolase activity, hydrolyzing O-glycosyl compounds. Gene Ontology annotation, biological process: carbohydrate metabolic process. The transcript has a single exon.
AUGCCGUUCAAAAGCACCUUCAACCAGCUCAAGGGCCAGCUCAAGGACCUCCAGCAGGAAGGCCAGAAGAGGUUAUCCGAAUACCAGAGCAAGCAGCACCAAGGGCCGCCACCACCACCACAUUCCCAACAGCAACAACAGCCAGGAGGCUAUCCCGGCUCUACUCAGCAUCAACAACAAUCCCAAUACCGACCGCCACCGCCGCCGCCAAUCCCCCACGGUACACAUCCCGGCCACCAAGCUCCGCAAUCGUUCCCAUCCAAGGUCUACUGGCAGCCUUCGUUCGACCCGUCGACGCCGCUCAGCACGACCUGGGAGCAUAAGCAAGGCAACAACGGCGGCUGGGGCAACAACGAGAUCGAGACGUACACGUCCUCGGCGUCCAACUCCUUCCACACGCCGAACCAGCUCCUCGUGCUCCGGGCCAUAAGCCAACCCAACCACCCCGACCCGGCUCAAAAAUUCACGUCGGCCCGCCUCGUGUCCCACCAGCGCCUCUCUCGCUCCCACGGCAGCCUCGUCGCGACGCUCACCCUCCCCUGCGCGCCGGGGAUCUGGCCUGCGUUUUGGCUUCUGCCGUACGAGCCCUUCUCGUGGCCGACGGACGGCGAGAUCGACAUCGCCGAGACCUGGAACGGCGACGGUGUCAACCACAGCUGUCUGCACUGGGGCACUUACACGCCCCAGGACACGGACAAGCACCGCGUCGUCGGCACUCCUGUUCAGGGCAUGCAGGCCGGCCGGCCCGUGCGCUUCGAGUUUGCGUGGCAGCAGGACGAGGCCUCCAAGCAGGGCCGCAUGCUGUGGUGGAUCGACGGGCGGGCCGUCAUGAAGGCGCCCAUUCCCGCCGGCACGAGGCCCAUGAGGGACUACGUCGUGCUGCUCAACGUCGCCAUGGGCGGGAACGUGUGCCAGGGACAGAUCCCGCGCGAGGGCGCCUACGACAUGGUCGUGCACGAGAUGAAAAUGGCCGACGAACCAGAGGGUGGAUGGCAGCGCUUCGAAGCUGACUGGGCUUGGGUCAGGGAGGGUGAAAGAAUAUGA